Vitis riparia (riverbank grape) is the source of this 7445-nucleotide messenger RNA. Its product is annotated as putative disease resistance protein RGA4. The transcript has 21 exons. Gene Ontology annotation, molecular function: ADP binding; protein binding. The record is from RefSeq and is a predicted model, not a curated record. NCBI's taxonomy places the organism in Eukaryota, Viridiplantae, Streptophyta, Magnoliopsida, Vitales, Vitaceae. Gene Ontology annotation, biological process: defense response to other organism. The coding region runs from base 235 to 3330 and encodes 1031 amino acids.
AUUAUUUCGGUGUUUAUGGAUCAAAUUGAUGAGGGUGAUGAAAUUCACUAACCAGUAACCAAAUUUUGAUUACAUCGUCCUACUUCAAUAUCGGACCCACAACAUCUGACUUCUAUUAUCCUUUAACUAGCCAUACAUCACUACUCGUCUAGCAUUCUCUCUUACAAUCCUCUCCACUUCUCAUUUUCUAAACCAUUACUUUCUUGGUCUUCUGCAGUUUCAGCUCUUCAAAUAAUGGCUGCACAAAUCCCAUUCAGUAUUAUAGAUGGCAUUUUAACCAAGUUAGCCUCCUUGACCAGAGAAGAAAGAUCCAUUUAUGAUGUUCCAGAGGAGCUUAGUGACAGACUGACAAUCGUAAAAAAUGUACUUCUUGAUGCCGACAAGAAGCAGGUGUGUGACGUUGUAGUAAAAGCUUGGGUGAGGAGGCUCAAAGAUGUCGUGUAUGAUGCUGAUGACUUGUUGGAUGACUUUGCAACCCAUCAGCCGCAGCGUGGAGGAGUAGCAAGCCAGGUCUGUGACUUCUUCUCAUCUUCAAAUCAACUUGUAUUUCGUUUUAAGAUGAGUAAUAGACUCAGGAAUAUCAAAGAAGAGGUUGAUAAAAUUGAAAACCUAAUCAAUCCGCUAGCACUUGUUCAAGGGAACACAGUUCACAGCAUUGGUAAUAGGGCGCCGCCGUCAACUAAUCUGGUUGAUGACCCUCCUGUGGUGGUGGGAAGAGAUGAAGACAAAGAGGAGAUAAUAAAAUUGUUGGUGUCAUCAGGGAAUGAAAAAAAUCUUUCGGUUGUUGCCAUUGUAGGCAUUGGGGGGUUGGGUAAGACCACCCUUGCACGAUUGGUAUACGAUGAUGAAAAAGUGGUACGUCAUUUUGAGUUUAGGCUAUGGGUUCAUGUUCCUGUAGGUUUUGAUGUAAGGUCGUUGGUUAAAAAAAUCUUACAUGAAGUGAGUAGUGAACAUGUGGAAGGUUUGGACUUGUUCGAUUUGAAAGAUAAGUUGCAUGAAGAACUGAAUCGAAGGAGGUACUUAUUAGUACUGGAUGACGUUUGGGAGGUACCUAUUGAUCGGUGGGAAGAGUUGAGAAGUUUGUUGAUAGUUGGUAAUGAAGGGAGUAAAAUUUUAGUCACAACUCGAAACAGGCAAGUUGCAGAACAUAUGGGAGAUCAUUCUCCAUUUGAUUUGAAACGUAUCAAAGAAGAUGAGUCUUUGAAUUUAUUUUUGAAAAUGGCAUUUGAGGAAGGAGAAGAGAAAAAGUAUCCAAAUCUUAUAAAUAUUGGAAAAGAAAUUGUAGAGUGGUGUGCUGGAGUUCCUCUCAUCAUUAAGAGCCUAGGAGUAAUGUUGUAUUCUAGGAUUCAAGAAAGUGAAUGGCUGUCAUUUCUAGAAAAUGAUAUUUUCCCAAUUUUUAAACCUGGAAUUUUACCAGCACUCUUAUUAAGCUACAUCCAUCUUCCAACUUGUUUGAAAGAAUGUUUUACAUAUUGUGCAUUAUUUCCAGAAGAUUAUGAAAUUGAGAAAAAAUCAUUGAUCCAAUUAUGGAUGGCCCAAGGUUAUAUUCAAUCUUUAAAUGAUAAUAAUGAGCAAUUAGAAGAUAUUGGAGGAGAAUAUUUUGAUGUAUUAGUUUCAAGGUCAUUUUUUAUGGUUGAGAGACAUGCAUAUAAUAAUAAAGAAUAUUAUAAAAUGCAUAAACUAAUACAUGAACUUGCACAAACAAUUAUAGCGUCUGAUGUGCCCACGCCAACACAUGAUAGGUUUGAAAUUCAAAAACCACUUGUAAAUCCUUUGAUAAAUGCUUCACAGAAAAUUUCCUUGAGGACUUUUUUCAUGGUUAAUGAGGAUGGUUUUGAAGAUGAUUCAAAAGUAAACUCAAUCAUAAACACAGUUAAUUCGAGCUCUAAGUGUUUACGUGUGUUGAGUCUAAAUAAGUUUAAUAUAAAGAGGGUGCCAAAGUUUGUAGGCAAAUUCAGUCAUUUAAGAUAUCUUGAUCUUUCCAACAAUGAUUUUAAGGUACUUCCAAGUUCUAUUGCAAGGUUAAAGCAUUUGCAAACCCUGAAAGUCAUUGAUUGCGUGAAUCUAAAAGAACUUCCAAAAGAUACAAGAGAGUUGGUUCAUCUCAGACACUUGGAGAAUGAUGGGUGUGCAAAUUUGACUCAUAUGCCAUGUGGAAUAGGAGAGCUGGCUUCACUUCAAAGCCUACCAAUAUUUGUCGUUGGGAAUAGGAGAGGGUACUCAAGGGAUCGUAAAAUCGGCGGGUUGAAUGAACUGGAAAAGCUUGACUACCUCAGAGGAGAGCUACGAAUUAAAAACCUUGAAAAUGUGUGGAAUGCUAAGGAAUCCACGGACGCAAAUUUGGCGGCAAAGAAAUACAUUAGUUCCUUGAGAUUAGAAUGGAGGGACCCUGAAGCUAACAAUGAGAGGUGUGAGGCUGCUGAAUCGGUAAUGGAAAAGCUCCGGCCACACGAUCAUCUAGAGAAGCUUUGGAUAGAUGGCUAUAAAGGUGAGAAGUUUCCCAAUUGGAUGGAUGGCUAUAACGAUGGGUUGUUUUCAAAGCUCGUUCACAUUGUUUUAUUUAGUUGUGAACGAUGCCAAAUUCUGCCACCCUUUGCUCAACUCCCUGUUCUCAAGUUUAUGUGGCUUAGUGGUCUAGAAGAGGUGGAAUACGUGACAGACUGUUCAUCGGCAACACCCCCAUUCUUCCCGUCUCUUCAAAUGCUCAAACUCGAUAAUUUGCCUAAAUUGAAGGGGUUGCGGAAGAAAGGCUCAUCAUCAGAGGAAGAUCCUUCAUUUCCUUUUCUUUCAAAGCUAGAUGUUGGUUUUUGCCAUAAAUUGACAUCAUUGACACUGCAUUCAUCUCCUUCCCUUUCAGAGGCAUCAUUGACACUGCAUCAUUGUCUUAAUCUGAAAUCAUUGACACUGCCUUCAUCCCCUUGCCUUUUGGAAUUAUCUAUCACUUGCUGCAAGUUGGAAUCAUUGGAACUACCUUCAUCGGGUCUUUCUAAAUUAUAUAUCACUGAAUGUAAUGAUUUGAAAUCCUUGAAUCUGCAUUCAUCUCCUGAUCUUUCUCAAUUAACCAUACGGGACUGCCAUAACUUGACAUCCUUGGCACAACCUCCAUCUUCUUGUCUUUCUCAAUUAGAGAUCAGAGAUUGCGCUAAUUUGACAUCCUUUGAACUGCGGCAUUCAGCUCCUGAGCUUUCUAGUUUAGAGAUCAGAGAUUGCCCUAAGCUGACUUCCUUGAAAGUGCCUUUAUUACCUCGUCUUGAGAAACUGCACUUGAAUACACUCAACAAGGAGGUAUUACAGCAGUUUCCGUUUGUCUCUGCUUCUCGACAUACAUGAUAUGAUUUCCCCGGAGGAGCUGCUUCAACAUGUUGCCAUCCUCCAAACUCUCAUAAUUUGCUACUCUUCGAGUUUGGCAACUUCCUCACAAUUACAGACCUUGAAAUUGUUGACUGCCCUGAACUGAAAUCAUUGCCAGAAGACAUGGGUUGCCUCAAAAACCUGCGGAUAUUCCUAAUCUUCUAUUGUCCCUGGGAGGAAAUACGUGAAGACUGGCAAGAUUGCUCAUGUCCCGGAAAUUCAUAUUCGGUGAAGUUUUGAUCCAUGCAGAAAGCCAUUCAGCUUAAAAUCACUGCAAAAGGGAUGCCAUAAUAUUGAAUCGGCCUAAAGAUUUCACAUGGCCCAGAGAUUCAUAUCUACUAGAUGGCUAGUGCAGAAAGACUUCUGCUGUCUGACAUAUAUUUCAGAUGUAAUCGUUGUCAAAUCAAGGCAAAAAGGGUUUCUGGUAGACUAGUGUCUCUGUAUCAGUGGCUGCCACUUGGAAAAUUUAGAGGAACUUCAAAUUGCUGUCUGCCUUGAAUUGAGAUCGCCACCCUGAAUUCAUGAAGGACUCAUGGGCUCUUUAAUUAUGCCAUCUACAAUACAUUUCAGAUUUCACCUUUCUUAAGAAGCUUGCGAUUAUUCAUAUCUACUAGAUGACUAAGGCAUCUAGUGGUGUUUAGAAUUUCUGCUCUGCUUUAAAUUCAGUGACCACAUUGGGUGUUGUCUCUCUUAGUGGCUGUCACACCUCACUUCUCUCAAGUUAUUGAAAAUUCAAAGGCUUGGUAGCCUGAUGUCUUUGUUACAACUGAUUCAACAUAUCAUCAACCUUGAAGUCUUAGAAGCUGUCUCUACAGUUGGGGCUUCAGAUUGCUGACUGCCUUGAAUUGAAAUCACUGCCAGAAGGGAUGCACUCUACAGAAACUCAUAAUCUACAACUGUUGAGACAUAUUGCAAACAUGCCAAAAGGAAAAGAUUCGACGGACAACCUCACCAGCUUACAAAACUUCAAAUCCAUUCUUUCCCUUAAUUGACAUUGCCACUGGAACAGAUGUAUUCCCUCAACAAAUUCAUUCUUUUGCUGAACUGACAUCACAACCGGAUGAGAUGCAUUCCCUCAGCAUCCUCCAAAUACUUGAACUCUACAGUUGUCUACACCUAUUGGAAGAUGCCAAAAGGAAAAAAGGUGAACGGACAUCACUGCCAGAUAAGAUGCAUUCCCUCAGCAUCCUCCAAAAACUUGAAAUCUACAAUUGUCUACACCUUUGGAAGAUUUCAAAAGGAAACUGGUGAAGAUCGACCCAAGAUUGCUCAUGUCCUGGAAAUUCAUAUUCGGCGAAGAUCCAAAUAAUAUAGAAAGCCAUUUUCAGAUUGUAUUUAAUUACAGAUAUCAUAGUGUGCCUGGGAAAAGCUAGACAUCCAGUAGAUGGCUAAUGCAUGAUGGAAUUCAGCUUUCUUCUCAAUUCAGUAGAAUACCGAAAGUUUAAGUGAGGAGCAUAGAUUAUUGAAUCGUGUGACCGGGAAUCUCUCUCAUGUUUCUUGAGCUUGGGAAUCUAAUUGCUGUCAAAUACACAGACAGAAUGAUGUGAUAACUUUUGAGCCAAUGCUAAAAGGGAUAAUAUUGAGGAUUGGGUGAAUAUUGUCCAAGCCUUGGAAAUAUAUGUUAACAAGCUAUUGAUAGUUGGUGCAUGGAGAAAGACAGCUGACUUGCCUAUUAUGUAUUUGUUAUUCAGGUUUAUGAUUCCAACCUCUUCCUACUUUUGGUCUCUUUUUGCGAUUUGUCGCUUUGCGAGCAAUUUUUAAAAAGCUGUUACACUUUGUUUGCUAUUCAGCUUUUGGUUCUUAUGGGUAGUAGAACAAUCAAACAUUAAGGGCAUGACACAAAUUUUCAAAUCAAUGCGUAUGAGUGGGUUUAUCUUCAAGUGCCUUGUCCUUGAGGCUUUUUGUGUUAUUAUAUCAAGACAUAAAUAUUUUGUUCUUUAUUCUUGUUUCUCUUCUAGAGGAUUGAUGUGGGCAAACACACUCAAAACACAUACGUAGAUCUGUUUUAUAUAUACAAAUUGAUUGAGAGAAUGUGGAGCCCAUGAAGAGCAACUGCUGCAGAGUAUACACUUUUAUUCUAAAUAUCAAAUUUUUAGAAUUCAAAAAGAUAAACAUUUUCUACUUAUUGAUGAGAAUUCCUAUAUAGGUUCAUGGGCUACUAACAGCUGUUGGUCUAUGGUAUCAUGAGUCGCCAAUUGCAAUAGAGACAUCUCUCCAAAGGAAUUUCAACUCAGAUUUAGAUAAAUGGAGUAUGUUUAUAGGUUUCAAUUCUUGAGAAGUACUGUUGGGCAGAAUUGUUCAUUUUGACAUGGUCACAUCCUUGCUACUAUCUUUUAAGAUUAGUUAUCAAUAAUUUCCCAAAUUUGUUAUUUUUGUUUGCCCUCAAGCUCUCAUGCCCUCUUUAAAUUGGUAAGUAAUGGGUGGUUGAUUCAUGAAGGACUUAGGCUCUCUUUAAUUAAGGUAUGGUUUCAACAAAAUAUUUCAGUUUUGCAUUUCCAAUUACCUUUGUUUCUGUUUUUGUUGGUUUCAUGCCUUAUUGUUUUAUAGUCAACUUGUUAAGUGUGUUAUCCUGCUACUUCUGGUAAUACUCGUUAUGCCUUGUAGGCGAGACAUGCAUUCAUGAACAGAUACACUUAAGAGUGAGGAUAGUCUGUUUUUGUUAAACUACUUGGCUUAGCAAAGAGUGUUGUUCAAUAUUCCACAGGUAAAUGUUGACAGUUCAUGGACGGUUGAUGAAUAUGGAAAGGGUUAGCUCAUUUCAUCACUGACUUGUGCUCUCCUUACAAUCCACUACAACAUUCCUUGUUCAGGUAAUCAGCAGCAUGGUUUGUCAUGAUUCGCCCCAUUCCCGAAGGUACUCAGUAGUUUGACAAAUUCUAAGAUAUGUUGGAGGGAAGCACCACUGUCAAGGCUUGUGACAACAACAAUACUUGUUACUGAUGUAAUCACUAUCUAGCCAAUUGGAAAAGCUGUUAUAGUGAGGAUUGACUAAGGGUCACUAUGUCUUAGAGACCCAUAUUAAGAAGCUGUAGAUGGUGGAUACCUAGGAGGUUGAAUAUAAACAAGUUGCAUGAGUAACAGAUAUUACCUAAUUGGAGUUUCAUGGAUAAGUGCUGGUUCCUAGCUAUAGACAUGGUUGCAAGGAGCUGGUGGAGGAUCUGAAUGACUAUCUUUUGACUGCUGUCAAGAAUCUCCCAAAUGAGUACUCUACUGGAAAUUUUCUCCAGGUGAAUGGUUCAUACUCUGGAAGAGAGCUGUACUUGAAAUGGUGAAACUUGCUACGAGUCAGGUGCAGAAGUUGAAUAGACUGAGUGUGCAACUUUUAGUCGGUUUACCACUUCCAAAGGCCACUUAGAUCCAUUUGAUGGCCUCCAUGUUGGUACAUUUGGCCCUUAUGGAACUGAGGUGGUACAACUGAGGCUUAAAUUUGGCCACUGGAAUGAGGAGAUGAGUUCUUUGAAUAUGUUGAGGUAGUGAAGCUAACAGGAGAUCUUAAUGUCGCCAUUGUGCAGGGAAUGCUCAAUGAAUACUACACAUUAUUUUCUGAGAAGCAUUUUCAAUAUUUCUCCAGGUGAGAGGUCUGAUGCAUCAAGAGGUUGCAAACUGCUGUACCUUGCCAUGGUUCUGUAUCACGCAGGAGACAUUGCUAGAGCCAUAAUGCAACAACACAAGGAACUGAUUAUAAAUGACAUGGCCUGGUUUGGACCACCCUGAUACUGCUUACAGGAUUACCAUGUGGAGGCACCUGAAGCGCUUCUUAAGAAGACCAAGUUGCCCUUUGCUCAUGUCGCUAUUAACUGGGGAUGCUGAACUCUAUGCUAAAGUUUAUGUGGAUAUUGGUUGAGUAUCAAUAGUAGGAGCUCUUGCUCUAUCGUAUACAAAAAUUUACCUAUUAUUUGCUGAAUUCCUCAGCGAGACCUAAUUAAUAUGGAAAGAGAGUUCUUGUUCGUGUAGAAUUCACGGAUUUUGCAGUACUAUCCCCCAUUUAAUUUUAUAAGUUACUUAUUGUACAGAAGAUGUAAUUAACUUAUGAGAUAAGUUAAUUUGUAAUAUUAUACAAAGAUAUUUUUUUUGAAGUAAUUGAAUUAUGAACA